GGUGUUUUUCAACGAUUCUCCUCUGGUCACACUAGUCCAAAUGAGAAAAAACAAAUCCGUUCCAUUUGCGAAAAAAAACAUUUCAGAGGAAAAAUAUUAAGCUCCGCUUGCAUUUCGCAUAGUGUCAGCACAUUCCGUUCGCAGUCCGAGGCUCUCUGGAACGAAGGCACUUAUUAUACCCCAUCUGAAAUCGAUUUAAGUCCUACAAUAUGUCAUCUGAGGAGCUGGCGCCAAUUAACGAACAGGACUUCAAGGAUCUGAAGGACCGCAUGAAAUUGAUUGUGGAGGCCGAUCCGAAGCAAUAUCAUAACGACUUCUCACUGCGACGAUAUCUUCGUGCCUUUAAAACCACAGAUGACGCAUUUCAGGCCAUUCUGAAGACAAACAAGUGGCGUGAGACGUACGGAGUGGAGAAGUUGGGCGAGAUGGACCGCAGCCAGCUGGAGAAGAAGGCCCGUCUGCUGCGCCACCGCGACUGCAUUGGCCGUCCGGUGAUUUACAUUCCGGCCAAGAACCAUAGCUCUGAGCGGGACAUCGAUGAGCUGACCCGCUUCAUCGUCUAUAAUCUGGAGGAGGCGUGCAAGAAGUGCUUUGAGGAGGUCACUGACCGCCUCUGCAUCGUCUUCGACCUGGCGGAGUUCAGCACCGGUUGCAUGGAUUACCAGCUUGUCCAAAACCUUAUUUGGUUGCUGGGAAAGCACUUCCCGGAGCGCCUGGGCGUCUGUUUGAUCAUUAAUUCGCCUGGUAUUUUUUCCACAAUCUGGCCGGCCAUUCGUGUGCUUUUGGACGACAAUACCGCCAAAAAGGUGAAAUUUGUGGCGGAUGAAGUGGAACUGUGCCAGUACCUUAUUCCGGACAUCCUGCCAACAGACAUGUAAGGGUGCCCUUACGCCUAAAGCUCCAGUUGGCGUAGACAUAUCUCCAAAGAGAACCGAAACCAGUACCUAAGUUUGCAAGAAGGCUUCUGAGAGCUUUUAUCUAGUGCAGUACUCUAUAAAUCGAUGUUUAACAAGUUGAUUGUAAAAUGUAUUUUAUUGGACACACACUAUUAGUACAAUGCUAACUAUUUUAGAUAAAGGUUUAUCUUGUAUGUGUAGUAUCUAUAUACCUGAAUUCGUACCUAUGUAUACACACAUUAUAUAUGCAAGUGGCUAUGUGUACAGCAAAUAAAGUUGUAAAAGAAUA
Messenger RNA from Drosophila ficusphila, 1185 nucleotides. RefSeq names its product CRAL-TRIO domain-containing protein C3H8.02. NCBI's taxonomy places the organism in Eukaryota, Metazoa, Arthropoda, Insecta, Diptera, Drosophilidae. The coding region runs from base 210 to 878 and encodes 222 amino acids. The transcript has 2 exons. The record is from RefSeq and is a predicted model, not a curated record.